Messenger RNA from Cadophora gregata, 2121 nucleotides. RefSeq lists its product as uncharacterized. Lineage: Eukaryota; Fungi; Ascomycota; Leotiomycetes; Helotiales; Ploettnerulaceae. The transcript has a single exon. Bases 1 to 2121 code for a protein of 706 amino acids. The record is from RefSeq and is a predicted model, not a curated record.
AUGGAUCAAGACGAACAGUACCAGGAGACGGGCAGAGUUAGAGGUCACAGCAAGUCGGGAAAUAAUGAGAAUAGAAACGAGAGGACUACACCAAAAGGUCAGCCAGCUCGUGUAGUCCUCAAGUCCAACUCAUCCACAUCCAAAGCAACCCCCCGGAUUACACUACGGACACAAAAUAAUACGAAGAAGGGGUUUGGAACCCUGCGAGAGACUCCGCCAUCUAGGAAGGAGUCGUCUCCAGGUACCAGGAAGUCGUUUACAUCUUUACGAACAACACCUGGUAGUGGUACGAAGGAUCUUCAUCCACAAGCCACAGCGAAAACCACCAUCCGAGAAAACAGCUUACAACCUGUCAAGAAUAACAAGGCUGGGCAGCAUCAACAGGUACUUACAAGAACGCCUCCAUCCAUCAGAGCGGGUCAUAGAGUCUUGAAGCAAGACUCUAUCGUUAUGAGGCGUAAGCUAUCUGGUCAUUCCGAGGAGGGUUCUGAUUGGACGUUGACACCGAUUCCAAAACCUGCAUCCUUACAUGAAGAUGCUUUUACUGCGCCCAACAGCCCUGAUAUAUCUUCUGGUGAUGAAAUGGAUAUCACCACUCGGAUCGGUGACUCGCCUUUUCAUGCUGAUUGCGAGUUAAGUGGAGACGAUCUCGAGUCGAGAAUGAGGUCCUUUCUGAGACGACGAGAACGUGGCCGUGCCUCUCGUAGAUCCGAGAUCAAGUCCGUCAAAUGGGAUCCAGCAAUCGUCGCUUGUGGUCCGCUCGCUCAUAUCACCAACAAACCGAAGCAAAGCGAGGAUCAUGCAUAUCAAAUCCUGCCAGACCGGAAGCUGGAAGAGCCUACAAAGGAUUUGGAAAAUAGUCUUGACAAUUUGAAUCGGAUCGCUGCAGAUUUGAAGAAGGCGGACAGGCGUAUUCUGCAACAGCUCUUGGAGGCUCUUAAGACUGUUGACAGCAGUGAUGAUACUACGGUAAUAAGGCGCAAAAAGACAAGAUUCCCCUUGGGCGAACAGAAUGUGGAGCACAAUCAAACAACAACUUCCACCUCACCAGACCACAACAAUACCAGGUCGACGGCGAAGGGACUGAACCCUGAAGCCCCCGUCUAUCGAAACUUCGCUCCUGAGAAAGCUCGAUUCUUUCCUCAGAAGGAGAAUAAGGAAAAUAAAGAGAACAUUCCUCAGGGAGGUAAAUGGCCGUUAAAUGUUCAACGCAAGCGACCUCAUACAAGCGAAGAUGCGAAGAAUUCCGGAUUCAAUAGUCAUGACCUGGUUAAACCCAACAAAUACAUCCCACCUGCACUGCGAACACGUAAAGCCCCAUCAAUAGUUGACAAAGAGAUUAUCGAGCCCAUCUGGAUCAAGACUGCACCACCAUACUCAGUCCUUCCAAGCCAAGAAGCCAAUGAUCAGUCAGGCGGCAUCUACAACUCGCAAGAACCAUUCCUGGAUGCUCGUUUGGAUCCAGUGUAUGCUCUACCGACUCCAACUCUGGCUCAGCAACCAAGAGUACCCCUGGACAACCAGCCAAUUCUCCCUCCUUCAUGGAUGGUAGGUUUUCCGACAACGCAACAUCAGCAUUUGGCCCAGGCCCACCCCAUGAUUCCAUUGGGCUUCUUCGCACCGUAUGCUGGGUUCAGUUUUCAGCCAAAUACCAACCCCAACCCAGCUACGUCUCCUGACUGGUAUACUGUACCCAUGGUGCCAUUUCCUACAGUUCCAGCUCAGCAUGAGCAGUUCCCCAACCCUCCCAUUCAACGUGACAAAGAUUACAACGAUCGCGUAAAACGUUUACCAGUCAACGUGAUACCCAAUGAGACUGAACCUGGCCGCACUGCGACAACUCUUGAACCUGCCUGGGCAACUCAGGUCCUGGACAAGUUUACCGCGAAGUAUCCAAAAACUGGAACGAAGAAGCCACUCCCUAAGCCUACAAAAGAGAAGAACGUUGCAACCAAAAUACAGCAAAGACUGGAAGUUCUGUUGCUGUACCAAAAGGAGAAGAAGGCGAUGGAAGAGAAGUUUGGUCACGCUGCUGGUUUGAGUUUCCCUAGACAGCCGUCCCUUGUAUCAUCCCACAGCUCUUCAACUGAUUCCAUUGACGUAUCGCUUCAGUCGCCUUGA